Molecule: messenger RNA, 2949 nt
Organism: Closterium sp. NIES-67
Lineage: Eukaryota; Viridiplantae; Streptophyta; Zygnematophyceae; Desmidiales; Closteriaceae
Source: the annotation of a GenBank genome assembly
AGUCAUCACCGUGAGUUUAGGAUUCGUAGGUGGUGUACAGAUGGAUUGCAGAAGUCGUUUGUCUGAGGAUUAAUCUCGAUCGAAGUCCUCUGAGAAAAAGCAUGCACCUCGUGUCUACUGAGCCCUCUAGUUCCGUUCUAGUGUCUCUCCCCGUGGUAGUACCUCUCAGUUUCUGCAAAGGCCAAACUUCCUACCAUGCGAGCUCAAGAGGGUUCUGAGGCGGAUGAAGAGCCGCCGACCUCGUCGGGGUUCGAGCUGCCUCUCACCAGUCAGCCUUUUCUCAAUUGGCAAUUAAAGCGUCCGCCAUGGUGCUUCGCGAUACCGACUCCCGUACUCAUCGCCUUAGCAGUCAUUCUCGCCUGCGAGACUCUCUUUUACGCGGAAUUCCCCGUCUCCUUCAGUCGGCCUCAUGCGGCUGUUAUCGAAUUCGUCGGUGACACUCAUAUCGAGGACCGCGACAGCGCGUGGCUGGCGUCCGUCGAGAUGAAACGGACGAAGCUAAACUUCUCGAAUUCGUGCGUGGACGUUCUGCGCGGUCACUUCGAUACGAAAUUCGCUUAUGCUCUAAGCGGAAAUGACACUGUAGAGGAUCCAACGCCGAGAGUUACAGGCUGUGACGCCAGCCUGUGUUUCGCGAUGCAGCAAUGGGCUCGAUUAGCGAGAGAACGGGAGUUACAGAGUAACCGCAGCAGCAGCGAUCCCGAAGUCCGCUUAUUCGGCUCCGUAGCGAGCUCCUUCUUUCGGGGGAUACUUCCACGCACAUCAGUAGCCGAAAAACACCUGACCUAUCUUAACGACCCGUUAAAAGCCGACCCGCUACCAGAGGAGGAGGUGGAGCGGCAGCAGUCGGCCGGCGUGGGGCAAAUCUGCACGGAGGCGUGGAAGCGGGGCGUGCUGGAGCGGCUGGCGAGCAGCAAAUACGCGCGGCAGAUGCUGGCGGACAACCACACGCGCACGGAGAACAUCACGGCUGGCGUUGACGCCGUGUGCGCGCGGGUGAAGGAGGUGGAGGAGGACCUGCUAAACAGGAGUGGCAGUGGCAGUGGCAGUGGCAGUGGCAGUGGCAGUGGCAGUGGCAGUGGCAGUGGCAGUGGCGGUGGCAGUGGCAGUGGCAGUGGCAGUGGCGGUGGCAGUGGCGGUGGCAGUGGCGGUGGCAGUGGCGGUGGCAGUGGCGGUGGCAGUGGCGGUGGCAGUGGCGGUGGCAGUGGCGGUGGCAGUGGCAGUGGCAGUGGCAGUGGCGGUGGCAGUGGCGGUGGCAGUGGCGGUGGCAGUGGCGGUGGCAGUGGCGGUGGCAGUGGCGGUGGCAGUGCCACAUCAUCAUGUGGUGACUGGCCUGAGGAGUGCUGGCCCGUGCCUCACAUGCCCUUCUCCCUGCUCUCUGACUUCCCCCGGCGCAAGUACCUGGUGUUCGCCAUGUCAGAGGAGCAGCUCAGCAACGCACGCGCCCACAUCAUCGAGGCCGCCCGCCUGGCGCAGAUGUCCAACCGCAUUCUCGUGCUGCCAAAGGCGAGUCGCAGCCACCUGUCUCUGGGCCGCUCGCUCCCCCUGUGCGCCUACUGGGACCUGUCCAAGCUGUCAGCCACCUCGGAGUGGGUCUCCCCGCAGUUCUUCCUGCUGCUCGCCCGCGCUGCUCUCCCCAACCCCUCCGUCGGCUUCGUAUGGGUGCAGUCGCCCUACCUGGGGCGCACGGCCUUCCACUACGAGCUAGCCUCUGGGUUUCUGGGGCAGCUGCUGCCCUUCGCCAUGGGCCACGUGCCUCUGGAGGCCAACACUCUGGACGUGAAGAUGCCUGCGAGGGACGACACCAUGGAGCUCAUGCUCAAGGCGUGGAGCGGCAAGGACGUGGUAGUGUGGUUCAAGACGACGUGGGAGCGAGUGCAGUUCCACCCCACGACGGACGACAUCGCGCUGCCUCUGCUGCCCUACCAGCAGCAGCUGCACGCCCAGGCCCAGCUCCUCCUGGCGCUGCUACCCCGCCCGCUGGUUGCUGUGCACUUCCGCUCCGAAUUCAUCGCCUUCAGAGUGCAAGAGGACAUGCUAGGUCAGGGUGGCUAUGCGAACGCGUCGAUGGUGCAGCAGCGGCUGGACUGGUGCGUGGGUGAGGCGGAGCGCCUCAUCGCCACCGUCCGAGACUCGCUCUCCCACCCCUCCCCUGCUGCUCCUGGGUCCGCUGAUUCACACGCAGCUGACAGCAGCAGCAGCAAUGCCACAAGCACCAGCAGCACUGGUGGCAAUAGCAGUGCCACCAGCAGCAACAGCAGCAGCACCGGUCCAUCCGUGUUCAUAGCAGCGGAUGUGCCGUUCAACGAGUCAACGGCGCCCGCGCGGUCGGACUCGUGGGGCGAGAUGGUGCAGUGGUACGGCGGGGACAGCCGCGUGCUCCAGUCAUCCUCUGCUGCCUUGCACCGGUUGAGGAGGAACGUGACUGGCACUGUGAUGAUCGACGAGCUCAUGCCUGAAGUCAACGCGUUCGACCCAGGCAUCGUGGCCAUCCUCGACAAGCUCGUGUGCGCCCAUGCGGACAUCUUCCUAGCGGGGUCGUGGAACUGUGGGGGCGGCCGGGGGUAUGAGAAUGACAUAGUGAGGCACAGGAGGCUUUUCAACUACUCGGAUGACACGAUGCAAAGGUGGGCAGAGAAGCGUUGAAAGACGAGGAGGCAAGGCCAGCGAAUAAAAGACGUGGAGGCUCAAACUAAGUUGGCCCACCAGGCUCUUUCUUUUUGUGUUACUGUACGAUGCUUGCAUUGGGGAGCAGCAGGCAGGCCACAUGAAGCCCAAUCGGUGAUAGUUGUUAACGUGAGAAGGAAUGAUAACUAGAGAUGGAAACCUAGAACAAAUACUAGUUGGUUGUACUCACUAGAAGCAUACUUUAGUCUAGCCUAUAACUUCUACAUAGCUAAUAUGUAUAAGUUGACAAUAGUAUGGUAUUAUUAAAACCACAUGCUAGAA